Molecule: messenger RNA, 2504 nt
Organism: Pristis pectinata (smalltooth sawfish)
Lineage: Eukaryota; Metazoa; Chordata; Chondrichthyes; Rhinopristiformes; Pristidae
Product: uridine-cytidine kinase-like 1
Exons: 15
Coding region: 40-1644 (534 amino acids)
Cellular component (GO): cytoplasm
Molecular function (GO): ATP binding; kinase activity
Source: RefSeq, a predicted model, not a curated record
UGCAACACAGUUCCUGAAAGCAACCCUGUUACAAUUAGUAUGAGCUCUCUCCCUGUUUACUCUGGUGCCAGGAUAUCUGGAUGCUGGUCUCUGAGGUCAGAUGGGAGUGGCAGCAGUGAAGAGGCAUUGGACAGAUUAUUACCUCCUGUGACUAAUUCUUUGUCACCAAGAAAGCGAACCACAAGCCAAUGUAAAUCUGAGCCACCGCUUCUAAGAACAAACAAACGGACAAUUUAUACUGCAGGACGGCCUCCAUGGUACAAUGAGCAUGGAACACAGUCCAAAGAAGCAUUUGUUAUUGGAUUGUGUGGAGGCAGUGCUUCAGGGAAAACUACAGUGGCCCGGAAAAUAAUAGAAGCUUUGGAUGUGCCCUGGGUUGUGCUUCUCUCUGUGGACUCCUUUUACAAGGUUCUCACUAAAGAACAACAAGAGAGAGCUGCCAAAAAUGAGUAUAAUUUUGACCAUCCCGAUGCUUUUGACUUUGAUCUCAUUGUGUCCACUCUCAGGAAAUUAAAACAAGGAAAAAGUGUAAAAAUCCCAGUGUAUGAUUUUACAUCACACUCCAGGAAGAAGGAAUGGAAAACACUAUAUGGAGCUAGUGUGAUCAUUUUUGAAGGCAUUAUGGCUUUUGCUGAUAAAGAAUUAUUGAAGCUGUUGGACAUGAAGAUCUUUGUAGACACGGAUUCAGAUAUUCGAUUGGUACGACGCCUACGCAGAGAUAUUGCCGAGCGGGGGCGUGACAUUGAAGGAGUUAUCAAGCAGUACAACAAAUUUGUCAAGCCAUCAUUUGAGCAGUUCAUUGAGCCAACAAUGCGCCUGGCAGACAUAGUGGUUCCACGAGGAGGAGGGAACAUGGUGGCCAUUGACUUAAUAGUCCAACAUGUCCAUAGUCAGCUGGAGGAGAGGAAACUGCGCUGGGAUAUGGCAACCUUGGCAUCUGCCCACCAAGCACAACCAUUGCCAGAGACACUGAGUGUGUUGAAGAGCACACCACAGGUUCAGGGAAUGCACACAUUUAUUAGAAAUAAAGACACGUGUCGAGAUGAGUUUAUAUUCUAUUCAAAGAGGCUGAUGAGACUAUUGAUAGAGCACGCACUUUCGUUAUUGCCUUUCAAGACAUGCACAGUUCAGACACUACAAGGAGAGGACUAUGAAGGGAGAAGAUUUGCCGGCACAAGAAUAACAGGAGUAUCCAUUCUAAGAGCGGGGGAGACUAUGGAACCUGCCUUACGAGCAGUGUGCAAAGAUGUGAGGGUCGGUAAAAUCCUAAUCCAAACUAACCACACUACAGGAGAACCAGAGCUUCACUACUUGAGACUGCCAAAGGACAUCAGUGAGGAUCAUGUCAUUUUAAUGGACUGUACAGUGUCAACAGGGGCUGCAGCUUUGAUGGCAAUCAGAGUCUUACUGGAUCAUGAUGUACAAGAGGAUAAGAUCUUCCUGAUCUCCCUGCUGAUGGCAGAGAUGGGAGUACACUCAGUGGCAUACGCGUUCCCACAGGUGAAAAUUAUCACCACGGCAGUAGACAAAAAAGUCAAUGACUUGUUCCACAUCAUCCCCGGCAUAGGCAACUUUGGAGAUCGUUACUUUGGAACUGACGCUCCUGCUGAUUGGUGUGAAGAUGAUGACUGCGCAGCAUUGUGAUGCACCUUUUAUAUUUUUAGCACCAUUGUAGUCAAGUCCCUUAUGGACUAUUAGAUCGAUUGUUUAAGCCUUGCACAAUGGAAUUUGGUGGCAGUGGUCAGCUUCUCCUCGUUGCAGUCUGCAUCCUUUAGUUUCAUUGGACAGAAUAUCCUAUCACCUUGGAAUGGAAGGACUAACCUUUGUUUGGCACAGGAAAUGCCAAUUCAAAUUCAGCCCAUCACCUCUCUUUAGCACAACCUAUUAGUUUAUUUUACUUCAAAAGUACAACGGUUUAAUAAGUGCAGUACCUACUAUGCAGCUGGUACUAUCCUGCAUCAGAUAAAUAGUUUAUAUACAAAAUAACUGAGGUUUUUCUAAGGGAAGCAGUGACAUUUUCUUGCAACAUUAGAAAUAAUGAAAACAUUUUUUUCAAAAAUGUGGAAAAUUCUUAUUUUUAUUGUUACUUUUUAGAUAAUAUAAUAUUUUUAAUUUAAAAUAAAUGAAUGUAAGAUUUCUCAAAAAUACUUAAGCACUCUUAUUGUUUGAAAAAACUUUACCUGGACUCAGAAUACCCUUCAAAUGGGGUAUCUGUGUUGCAGCUAGUUUUACGUUGGUAGAUCACUACUGAGUGCUUUUGUUGUACUCUUUUAUUAACAUUUAUCACAUGAUGAUUGCAUUACUCUUGGAAAUUGUUCAUGAGCACUUUAGAAAUUAAAAUGGUGUAAUUUAUCAUUCCUAUCCAGGAGAUCGGUGUGAAUUUAAAUGCAUAGUAAUUCUGAGAAAAUAUUCACUAUAAAAGGAAUAUCACCACCCCAACCCUAGCCAUUUUUGUGUGGGUAUUAGGGGCACUGUGAAGCUUAUUAUACAGUGAGAUCAAUGAA